AUUAACCACUAAUAAAAUAAAAUAUUUUUAGUAACCAAGUGUUAAAUUUUCUAGUUACGCCAAUGAUCAAACUUGCAAUUUACCUCCUGGAUUUCCAAACAAAUUCUAUGAAAAAAGGAAAGAGUUCUUCCGCCGGGCUGACGCAGUCGGAUCCACGUCAAACCGCCAAGAAACCCUACCGUCCAAACAGCUCAUUUCGCGGCAUUUUUGCUUCUUCCGAUUCACCGGAGAAGAAAGCAGCAAAGCACAGACAUAGCAAGCAUUCAUCUCGCAUUACCAUCGGCUUCUUCGUAGUGCCGUAAAGAAUUUUCCAGUUUCCACGGGUCUGGAAACCCGGCUUGCCUGGCCAAACCCGCCCCCAAUUUGGGAGGGAAUCGCAUUUCAAAUACUGGAUUUUCGCCGGCACUUCUCCAGAGCCAAAUAACCCUUCCAGUCCACACUCCGGUAGCGGCCGUAUCACUCUCAGCUAGUUAAAAAAGCACUAGCGGAAGUCUGCCUUUCGGGAAAUGGCGACUGCUGCUGCGUUUGGAGUGACGCCGCACAAGGUCUCGGUCUGCGUUCUGCUCCAGAUGUACGCGCCGCCGGCGCAGGCCGAGCCUCUUUUCUCGGUGUCUCAGCACAAUCACCUUGGCUUGUACUUGUUAGCUCUCACUAAGUCACAUGGCGAUUUUCUGGAGCCCAAACUGGCCGACCUUCUGACUCAGUUGAAGGAAAUUAGCGGUUCCUUGGGUGAUUGGUUGAUUGAACAUUUGACGAGUAGGCUCUCUUCUCUGUCUUCACCUGAUGAUUUGGCCGCUCUCUUCAGUGAAUUUCGAGGGAUACUUGGUGGAACCGAACCUGCUGUUAUUGAAGACAAUCAAGUUGUUUUGGACCCAAACAGCUACCUGGGGAUGUUUGUCCGUCGUUGCAUACUUGCUUUUAACCUCUUAUCGUUCGAGGGUGUCUGCCACCUUUUGACAAAUAUUGGAAAUUACUGUAAAGAAGCCCUCUCAAGUUGCCUCCCAUAUGAGCUGCAUGGUUUAGAUGAUUCUGUUAAUGAUUUGGAGUCAUCAUCAACGUACGAGAACAUGGACUUGGAAAAUAUUGUAUUUCAGAAAGUAACAGAAGAAAUGGAAGCAAACAAGCAGCCCAGUCAACGGAACUCUUUUCACCUGCAUACGCCCAAAGCACUCUCUGGACUGGUUCAAGAUAUAGAGAUCCUUGCUGGUUCAAUAUCCAAUCGUGCUGGCAAAAGUGGAGAAACUUGUUCCAGCUUGGAUACCAGUGCAAGUGGAGCACGACACGCUGAUACUUCUGGGGAUAUGUUCCUGAGAACAACAAGCCAACUACAAGGCUUCUUCAUGGAACAGGCAGAUGCAAUUGAGAAGGAUGGUUGUUCAUUCCCCUUAAAUGGCUUUGAAGUUAUCUUAAACCGCAUUAAAAAGUUGGCACCUGAGCUACACCGUGUACACUUCUUACAUUACUUGACUUGCCUUUAUCAUGACGAUUAUUUUGGUGCUUUGGAGAACCUCCGACGUUUUUUUGAUUACAGUGUAGGGAUCGGUGGAUUUGAUAUUACUCCUGUACCUUCACGAUCGAAAGGAUUUGAGAGAUAUGAGACAGGACUGUUGUGUUUGGGAAUGCUGCAAUUCCACUUUGGGCAUCCAAAGCAAGCUUUGGAGGUUCUGACUGAAGCAGUCCGUGUUUCUCAACAGCAAAGUAAUGAUAGUUGUCUUGCAUACACUUUGGCCACCAUCUGCACCUUAUCUUCAGAAAUGGGUAGCUCCAGCACGAGUGGGAUGCUUGGAACAUCAUAUUCACCUACUGCUACCAUUGGCACAUCAUUGUAUUUCAAGCAACAAUUAUUCGUUCUCUUGAGAGAGGCUCUUAAAAGAGCUGAAAGUUUGAAGUUGAAAAGGCUGGUCGCUUCUAAUCGUCUGGCAAUGGCCAAGUUUGACUUAAUGAAUGUUCAGAGACCACUGCUAUCAUUUGGUCCCAAAGCAUCCAUGAAGCUUCGAACGUGUCCAGUCACGGUUUGUAAGGAACUGAGAUCAUGCUUGCAUUUGGUUAGUGAAUAUGGCUCUGAAAGCCCUACAAUGACAAUUGAAGGUGCUUUUAGCACAGCAUGGCUUAACAAUUUAAGAAGACCAAUGGGUGCAUCAGUGUUGUCCCUAGACAAUGGAGUUGGGGAGGGUUCUAAUGCCUUUCAAUUCUGUGCUCAACCAAGUUCAAUUCCCAGAUCUGUUUUGCAAUUAGUAGGUUCUUCAUACUUGGUUCGUGCUACUGCUUGGGAGAUAUAUGGAAGUGCUUCCCUUGCUCGGGUGAACUCAUUGGUCUUUGCAACUUGUUAUCUUGAUGCUUCAAGUUCGUCAGAUGCAGCAUUGGUGCAUGCAAAGCUGAUCCAGCACUUAGCAACGUUUCAAGGAUAUAAAGAUGCUUUCUCUGCUCUCAAAGUAGCUGAGCAGAAGUUCUUAUCCAUCUCAAGACCAGUAAUUUUGCUACUUAAACUGCAGCUGCUCCAUGAGCGUGCUUUGCAUAGAGGAAAUCUGAAGUUAGCAUUACAACUGUGUAAUGAGCUUGGAGUAUUAGCAUCGCCUUUCAAUGGUGUUGAUAAUCAGCUGAAAAUUGAAGCAAGCAUGCGCCAUGCCCGGACAUUGCUUGCAGCCAAACAGUACAGACAGGCAUCAGAAGUUGCUCAGUCUCUCUUCUGCUUGUGCUACCAAUUCAACUUGCAGGUUGAGAAUGCUAGUGUUCUUCUUCUGCUGGCUGAGAUUCACAAGAAAUCAGGAAAUGCUGUUUUAGGCCUUCCAUAUGCACUUGCAAGCCUCUCAUUUUGUCAGUCGUUUAACUUGGAUCUCCUAGAAGCAUCAGCCAAAGUGACUUUGGCAGAGCUGUGGCUGUCACUGGGAACAAACCAUGCAAAAAGGGCUCUAACUCUGCUACACGGAGCUUUUCCAAUGGUACUUGGUCAUGGUGGCCUGGAGCUCCGUGCUAGGGCUCGGCUUAUUGAAGCACAAUGCUAUUUAUGCGAGCCAAACUAUUCAGCGGUCGAGGACUCCGAGAUUGUGCUAGAUGCUCUGAAGCAGGCUUCAGAUGAAUUUCAAGUAUUGGAGUACCACGAAAUGGCAGCAGAAGCUUUCUACUUGAUGGCUAUGGUUUACAACAAACUGGGACGACUGGAGGAAAGAGAAGAAGCUUCAGAUUCUUUCAAGAAACACAUACUGGCUCUUGAGAAUCCUCAGGAGGAAGAAGAAGAAGAAGAUGAACCCGUAUCGGAAAUGCUUGUAGAGAAAAACUAACUGUAGAAGCUCUCGACAGUGUCGGGGUUUUGUAUCCUUCUAUGGUUGUAGCUGCUAUUUCUUCGUAACAUGUUCAUUGCAACAAUAUAUGCUAACAGUUCGCUCGACUUGUAUAGCGUAAGUGCAUGAGACAUUGAUUGAGUGGCAGCUUUUGCAGUCGAUAGUAACUAUAGGUCAUCCAUUAAUGCCCAGUUCAGGUGGCAAUCGCAGGAUAGCGGGCCGUUUGCGAUCGGCCUGUAUUUCAAUACCCAUGUAUGGAUUUGACUGGGCCUGGGCCAUAUUUGAGUGGGGUGGGCGGAUACGUUCUUUUUUUUUAAAAUGUAACAUUUCGAUUUGUGUACAUCAAGGUUGUCAACCCGCGGGUUGACCCGGACCCGGUUGAGUUAGUGGGUCAAGGGUUAAUGGGUCACCCGUUUUAGCCCGGUUUAGCCCGGCAAUAUGGAAAGCGUCAUUAUAUUGUACUUAUCCUGAUAAAUUAUAUCAAAUCUC
Linum trigynum is the source of this 3767-nucleotide messenger RNA. The record is from the annotation of a GenBank genome assembly. NCBI's taxonomy places the organism in Eukaryota, Viridiplantae, Streptophyta, Magnoliopsida, Malpighiales, Linaceae.